This is a messenger RNA of Eriocheir sinensis (Chinese mitten crab), 3339 nucleotides long. RefSeq lists its product as uncharacterized. Lineage: Eukaryota; Metazoa; Arthropoda; Malacostraca; Decapoda; Varunidae. The record is from RefSeq and is a predicted model, not a curated record. The transcript is spliced from 4 exons. Bases 2123 to 3274 code for a protein of 383 amino acids.
GUUAAGGAGGAAGUUGUGGGAGCUGAGGAGGUUGUGGUGGUUGAAGAGGAGGUAGUGGGGGUUGGAGAUUGUGGGGGUGAGAAUGAAUUUGCGGGGAUUGAGGAGGUUGUGGGGGUUGUAGGUUGUGGGGGUUAAGGAGGUUGUGGGGGUUGAGAAGGUUGUGGGGGUUGAAGAGGAGGUGGUGGGGGUUGAGGAGAUUGUGGGGGAGAGAAUGAGUUUGUGGGGAUUGAGGAGGUUGUGGGGGUUGUAGGUUGUGGGGGUUAAUGAGGAGGUUGUGGGGGUUAAUGAGGAGGUUGUGGGGGUUAAGGAGGUUGUGGGGGUUGAGAAGAUUGUGGGGAUUGAGGAGGUUGUGAGUUGUAGAGGUUGUGGGGGGUUGAGGAGGAGGUUGCCAGGGUUAAGGAGGUUGUGGGGGUUGAGGAGGUUGUGGGGGUAAAGAAAGAGGUUGUGGGGGUUAAGGAGGUUGUGGAGGUUAAGGAGGAGGUUGUGAGAGUUGAGGAGGAGGUUGUGGGGGUUGAACACAAAGGAACACAAAGGAAGAACAAACAACAGCAGACCUGCUGGUCCUUACGAGGUUGUUUGUGACAAGCUACACUAACUAUCUAAUCAAAGGUGGAAGAUGAAGGACAGCAAAGGCGAAGGCUCCUCCCCACCCCCCCAUCCCUCCAGCCAAAGCUGGCAGGAAAGGAAAAAGAACCAUGCAGCAUGGUAGGAGGUAGUGGGGGUUAAGGAGGAGGUUGUGGGGGUUAAGGAGGAGGUUGUCGGGGUUGAGGAGGUUGUGGGAGUUUAGGAGGUUGUGGGGGUUGAGAAGGUUGUGGGGGUUGAGGAGGAGGUUGUGGGGGUUGAGGAGAUUGUGGGGGUGAGAAUGAGUUUGUGGGGCUUGAGGAGGUUGUGGGGGUUGUAGGUUGUGGGGGUUAAUGAGGAGGUUGUGGGGGUUGAGAAGAUUGUGGGGAUUGAGGAGGUUGUGAGUUGUAGAGGUUGUGGGGGUUGAGGAGGUUGUCAGAGUUAAGGAGGUUGCGGGGGUUAAGAAAGAGGUUGUGGGGGUUAAGAAAGAGGUUGUGGGGGUUAAGGAGGUUGUGGGGGUUAAGGAGGAGGUUGUGAGAGUUGAGGAGGAGGUUGUGGGGGUUGAGGAGGUAGUGGGGGUUAAGGAGGAGGUUGUGGGGGUUAAGGAGGAGGUUGUGGGAGUUGUGGGGGUUGAGGAGGAGGUUGUGGGGGUUGAGGAGGUUGUGGGGGUUGAUGAGGUUGUGGGGUUGAUGAGGAGGUUGUGUUGAGGUUGUGCAGGUUGAUGAGGAGGUUAUGGGUUGAUGAGGAGGUUAGGUUGUGGGGAUUGAGGAGGUUGUCCGGAUUGAGGGGGUUGUGGGGAUUGAGGAGGUUGUGGGGGUUGAGAAGGUUGAGGAGGUUGAUGAGGUUGUAGGGGUUAAGGAGGAGGUUAUGGCAGUUGAAGAGGAGGUUGUUGGGGUUGAGGAGGAGGUUACAGGAGUUGAAGAGGAGGUUGUGGGGAUUGAGGGGGUUGAAGAGGAGGUUGUGGGGGUUGAUGAGGUUGUGGAGGUUAAGGAGGAAGUUGUGGGGGUUGAAGAGGUUAUGGGGAUUAAUGAGGUUGAUGGUCAUGGGGGUUAAUAGGGUUAGUGAGGUUCAUGAGAUCAUGGGGUUUAAUGAGGCUGAUGGUCAUGGGGGUUAAUAGGGUUAGUGAGGUUCAUGAGAUCAUGGAGUUUAAUGAGGUUGAUGGUCAUGGGGGUUAAUAGGGUUAGUGAGGUUCAUGAGAUCAUGGGGGAUAAUGAGGUUGUGGAGGUUGAUGAGGCUGUGGUCAAGGUGUUGAGAUCAAGGAAGUAGUGGAUGUUGAGUAGGUUGUGGGGUUUGAGUAGGUUGUGGGGUUUAAGUAGGUUGUGGAUGUCGAGGAUAAGCUUGUGAAUGUCAAAGUGAAAGUGAAGAGUUCUGUUAGUCAAGGUUUUGAGUUCAAGGAGGUUGUGGAGGUCGAGGAGGUCAUGCAGGUCAAGUAAAUGGUCCUAGAGGUUGUGGAGGGCAAGGGGAAAGUUGUAGAAGUUGAGGAAGGGUUCUGAAGGUCAAAAGAUUUUGGAGUCAAGGAGAUUGAGAAUGAGGCUGAGGAGGUCGAGGGAGGUUGUGGAGGAUGAGAAUGAGGCUCUGGAGGUCGGAGGAGGUGGUUGUGGAGGAUGAAAAUGAAGCUGUGGAGGUCGAAGAGGAGGUUGUGGAGGAUAAGAAUGAGGCUGCGGAGGUCGAAGCGGUUGUGGAGGAUGAAAAUGAGGCUGUGGAGGUCGAAGAGGAGGUUGUGGAGGAUGAGAAUGAGGCUGUGGAGGUCGAAGAGGUUGCGGAGGAUGAAAAUGAGGCUGUGGAGGUCGAGGAGGAGGCUGUGGAGGAUGAGAAUGAGGCUGUAGAAGGUGAGGAGGAGGAUGUGGAGGAUAAGAAUGAGGCUGUGGAAGUUAAGGAGGAGGUUGUGGAGGAUAAGAAUGAGGCUGUGGAAGGCGAGGAGGAGGUUGUGGAGGAUAAGAAUGAGGCUGUGGAAGGCGAGGAGGAGGUUGUGGAGGAUAAGAAUGAGGCUGUGGAAGUUAAGGAGGAGGUUGUGGAGGAUGAGAAUGAGGCUGUGGAAGGCGAGGAGGAGGCUGUGGAGGAUAAGAAUGAGGCUGUGGAGGUCGAGGAGGAGGUUGUGGAGGAUGAGAAUGAGGCUGUGGAAGGCGAGGAGGAGGUUGUGGAGGAUGAGAAUGAGGCUGUGGAAGGCGAGGAGGAGGCUGUGGAGGAUAAGAAUGAGGCUGUGGAACUUAAGGAGGAGGUUGUGGAGGAUAAGAAUGAGGCUGUGGAAGGCGUGGAGGAGGUUGUGGAGGAUAAGAAUGAGGCUAUGGAAGUUAAGGAGGAGGUUGUGGAGGAUAAGAAUGAGGCUGUGGAAGUUAAGGAGGAGGUUGUGGAGGAUAAGAAUGAGGCUGUGGAAGUUAAGGAGGUUGUGGAGGAUAAGAAUGAGGCUGUGGAGGUCGAGGAGGAGGUUGUGGAGGAUGAGAAUGAGGCUGUGGAAGGCGAGGAGGAGGUUGUGGAGGAUGAGAAUGAGGCUGUGGAAGGCGAGGAGGAGGUUGUGGAGGAUGAGAAUGAGGCUGUGGAAGGCGAGGAGGAGGAUGUGGAGGAUAAGAAUGAGGCUGUGGAAGUUAAGGAGGAGGUUGUGGAGGAUAAGAAUGAGGCUGUGGAAGGCGUGGAGGAGGUUGUGGAGGAUAAGAAUGAGGCUAUGGAAGUUAAGGAGGAGGUUGUGGAGGAUGAGAAUGAGGCUGUGGAAGGCUAGGAGGAGGAUGUGGAGGAUAAGAAUGAGGCUGUGGAAUUUAAGGAGGAGGUUGUGGAGGAUAAGAA